Molecule: messenger RNA, 1392 nt
Organism: Rana temporaria (common frog)
Lineage: Eukaryota; Metazoa; Chordata; Amphibia; Anura; Ranidae
Product: gastrula zinc finger protein XlCGF52.1-like
Exons: 4
Coding region: 1-1317 (438 amino acids)
Biological process (GO): regulation of transcription by RNA polymerase II
Molecular function (GO): DNA-binding transcription factor activity, RNA polymerase II-specific; RNA polymerase II cis-regulatory region sequence-specific DNA binding
Source: RefSeq, a predicted model, not a curated record
AUGACGGCCUCUGGGCGCCAAGAUGAAAAUCUGAUUACCAUUAAAGUUGAAGUGAAGGAGGAAGCUGAAGGAUCCUAUGUGAGUGAUGAUGAAUCAUGUAUGGAGGAAGAAUUCCCUCCAGAGAUCAGCACAGACCCCGGAGAUACUCAAAGCGACAUCAAAGAUGACGAGGAAGAAGGAGGACGUGUGAGGAUCAAAGAGGAGGACAUUUUUAUGGAGAUCAGUACAGAUGGACGAUACAGAAGGUACAGUGCGAAGAAAUCUCCUGCUUCAUCUUUGAAUGGGGAAAUAGAAGUUGAUGACAUCACAGUGGAAUCCUCAGAAAGCAACCGCGUGGUCCCAAGUUCACAUCUGGUCCUUCCCGAAGGAGAAACCUUCCUGUGUUCUGAGCCUGGUGAAUCUUUUGGCCAGAGAGUGGACCUCCACGCUCCCCAGAGGGGUCAGCAAAAAGAAAAGCCCUUUCCGUGUUCCGAAUGUGGGAAAUGUUUUGCUCAGAAACAACAACUCGUCCGACACCAGAGAACUCAUUCGGCUGAGCAGCCGUUUUCCUGUUUGGAGUGCGGGAAAUGUUUCACCGAAAAAUGGAUGCUGGUUAAACAUCAAAACAGUCACUCCGGGGAGAAGCCGUUUCCCUGUACUGAGUGCGGGAGAUGUUUUUCCCACAGAAGAAAUCUUGUUUCACAUCAGAUGACUCACACGGGAGAGAGGCCGUAUUCCUGCUCGGAGUGCGGGAAAUGUUUUUCCCAAAAGUCAACUCUGACCACCCAUGCAAAAAUUCACACGGGGGUGAAGCCGUAUUCCUGCUCCGAAUGCGGCAAAUCUUUUUCCCAUAAAUCUUCUCUUAUUGGACAUGAAAAAGUCCACACUGGAGAGAAGCCGUUUUCGUGUACAGAGUGCGGGAAGUGUUUUUCCCUGAAAUCAAAUCUUAUUGCGCAUGAAAAAGUUCACACGGGGGAAAAACCGUUUUCAUGCUCCAAAUGCGGUAAAAGUUUUUCGAUGAAGUCCAACCUUCUGAAACACGAAAAAGUUCAUACAGGGGAGAAGCCAUAUCCAUGCCUGGAAUGCGGAAAAGCUUUCACCGAUAGGACCCACCUUAUUUUACAUCAGAGAACUCACACGGGCGAGAAGCCUUUUUGCUGUAACGAUUGUGGUAAAUUCUUUUCUCGGAAAUCGAAUCUUAUCGAACAUGGAAAAAUUCACAGAGGGGAGAAGCCGUUUUCAUGUGAAUGCGGGAAACGGUUCUCGAAGAAGUCCUCUUUUAUGCAUCAUAUUAGUUCCCACAGGGAGGAACUUCCUUUGUUGGGAGAUGGAAGCUGAAUUUCCUGUCUUGUAUCUCUAAUGCCGCGUACACACGACCGUUUUUCGCGAUGUAAAAAAUGUUUUUUUUUUUUU